AUGGGGAUUCUUGUAAGGAGCAUAAUUUUUGUCAGCGCCGUGCUGAUUGCGAUGGGCACAACAGACAGCGCGUCCGUGCAAACCACACAACAGAUCACGGAUUCCAGCGUCGCGCUGCUACUUGCUUGCGGUUACUUUGCCGCCAUCAAGCUUCUUGAAUUCCUCGUGAACAAGGCAAUGAACCGUGAGAGGCAGAUCAGCUACAACAACAUGGAUGACAUUGAGCAGAGGGACGAGAGCGUCGGAGACCUGGAGGAUUUCGACCCUGCGUCUCAGGAGACCAACAAGAUGCAGCAGGCAGAGCGGGUCACUGUCGAUCUAGAGCCUGCAGCGGAGGAUUGGAGUCACAUGCCAAAGUCCAUCGAUCAUCAGGACAGGCCGCGCGUCAUGGUCAUGACAGAGUACGAGGAGAUCUACAUCCUGUAUCGCUCUGUAUAUGGGAUGGGAUGCACGAUCUUCAUCGUGUUUUACGCGACGGACCUGAGGAAUGCCAUGUGUGGGAUGUUCCUGAUCAUAGGCAUUGUCAUCCUCGAGUUCUGCCACGUCUUCGAGCUCUUCCGUCAGCGCAGGCGGGAUGUGACCUCGGCCGUGAACGGCUGCUUCACGCUGUUUGCCUAUAUCUGCCUUGUUGCCUCCAUAGUCUCAUUCUUCCUGUCGGCAUGCUCGAACAACUCCGCCCCGCUGGACAUGGAGUUCUGCACCGGGCUGAAGAUGCCAAGGGUCGAUGUCAUGUUCGGGAUGCUUGCACCGAUGGGGGCGACACUGCCUGUGAUGGACUCGACGGAGACUCGCAUCGAUCGCAUGGUGCUUUACAAGUCGGCGCCGUUUGCCUGCUGUGUAGCCUGGGUGAUCACCUUGUUGGUGGGCUGGGGUAACCUCUCCAGCACCACCGGCACCACGCCGAAGCAGAUCAUUGUCUUCCUCCUCAACCCGCUGUUCAAGGGCUGCGCCACCAUCACCCUCAUCAGCUCUUGCAUGCAGGGGCGGCGGGUCGAGUCGGCCAGCAUCCUGGCAUUCAUCCUCUUCUGCAAGCAGGUGCACCUGCAUCGGUCCGACGAGCUAAUGAUGAAGCCGCUGGUGUCGGGACUUGUCUUCAGCACCAUGGCGCUUCUCGUCUGCAUCCUGCGGCAGACCGGCUGUGUGCUGCGGUUCGUCAUGCGGGUUGCCGCGAGGGAGCCCCGCUUCCUGUCUCCUGCCCGGCACGCAAUGUUCUGUACAGCUUACCCCUAUAUGCCAUCGAGUGAGAAGAGAGUCUAUCUCACUUACAUCCGAGACCGCAUCAUCUAUGCCAUCACCUACUUUGACAUGUGGCAGGAGCACGAGAGCAGGGUCAACGCCAAGAUUGAGCACGCCUUGCAGCGCAAGAAGGGAGUUGCAGAUCUUCAGGAGCGCGAGAAUGUGACACGGGAGAUCUAUCCAGAUGGUAGGCCCUUCUUCCCACCACCAAACACAAAAUACAGCCCUCCGUUGUACGAGCACGAAGGAGACAUAGGUAUGUCUAUAAGGCAUGAGGACAUCAGGCAUGAGGUGGAGGAGCUCGAGACGAAGAUCGUCCCUUUCUUGGUCAAGAGGUACGAGACACAGCUAGAGGCUCUAAAGCUCAACUUUAAUUAUGAUCCCUUUGAAAUGAUUCAUUGA
Messenger RNA from Guillardia theta CCMP2712, 1638 nucleotides. RefSeq lists its product as hypothetical. NCBI's taxonomy places the organism in Eukaryota, Cryptophyceae, Pyrenomonadales, Geminigeraceae. The record is from RefSeq and is a predicted model, not a curated record. The coding region runs from base 1 to 1638 and encodes 545 amino acids. The transcript has 2 exons.